Molecule: messenger RNA, 2517 nt
Organism: Schizosaccharomyces cryophilus OY26
Lineage: Eukaryota; Fungi; Ascomycota; Schizosaccharomycetes; Schizosaccharomycetales; Schizosaccharomycetaceae
Product: negative regulator-MBF
Exons: 1
Coding region: 135-1217 (360 amino acids)
Source: RefSeq, a predicted model, not a curated record
CUCUCAACCUUGUGUCUUGGGCGAAUUUUGUUGUAAGCAUCAUUGUACAUACUCUACGCGGCAAUUCUAACCGGGAGCUUCGUAUUUAUUGUCGUUUUCUUUGUUUAGCCCAAGAAAGGCGGGAUUGAACUAGAAUGGACCCAUUUUUGAAGCCUUCUACGCCAUCGCGCAAGCAAGCAGAUGGGGGAAACCGAGCCGCAUUGGUAGAAAUUAAUGGUCAAGAGGAUGCAUUGCAUGCGAAUCUUCCGGUGACGCCUUUGCAAACAGCUCCAGGUAAGGAGAACACAGCCCCAGGAUCAGUACCCUCUGCCGUGUUUCGGCCGCAUAAGGACAUAUUUCCAUUAGGGGAGCACAAGUCUCCCGUGAGUCUACGAGGAGUACCCAAAGAUUAUGAAAAUGAAGAAUCGCACUCUGUCUCUUCAACAAAAAGAUCUAUCUUUGAUCACGAGGCAAAUACUGACCAAGAUAUUGAGACCGAAGAACACUUAACCAAGUUUGCUGAACGCUCUGAACAUAUUCAUGAUAUCAAAGCAUGUGCCGAACACCUUCGAUUGCGGCUGCAAUUGGCCAUGUACAAAGUCAAGGUCAAUCAACCUUACUCUCCUCUGCACGAUUUGCCCAUUAUCGCCAAAAACAAGCUACAUCAUUUACCGAAUACUCCAUGUAUCACCUCCGUUUGGAAGCAAAAAACUAUCCCUUUUGACCGUUCACCCUCUCCUCAACUAUGUGAAGAUAGCUUUUGCACAGUUGACUCGCCCACCAAGUCCACCCCCUCUAAUACCAGACAUACCCAAUUGCACAGUCUCUUUACUCCCCAGUCAUCUGGUUUGGAUGAUCUAGUAGCUGAAAAUCAAACUCCUUCUCCUUUGAAAAUACAUCAUCACCCUUUAUCGAAAGCAUCUUCAUCUCACUCGCUUUGGGCUCGCCAUGGAAAACUGACAAGAAGCGUGUCCCUUCUUAACAACCCUACACCCAAGCGAAUUCGUCCCCGGUCUCUUUCAAAAAGUUAUUCUACUCCUUUGAAGGCUUACAAAGGACUGAAAAAGUCCCCAGCAAGCAAUUCUUUCACAGGCCCUCCUACACCAAUCUCUAUCACAAACACACCCGAAAACUCCUCCACAUGUACUUCUUACAAGAACCAAAGCCUUUACAACAAGACACCGAUACAAACGCAUGCCCCAAAAGGACGCUUAUCUGAUUUUGGGAUGUUGAGGUAAAUAUCUAAAAACUCUAUUCCGCCCGUUUCCAUUAUUCGCCAUUUUUUAGAAAAUGGCCCCUUGUUUCAGAGUGUUAGUAACCUUUUUUUUUUCGUUAUUCCUCUUAACCUAUAUAUACUAUUCACACAUUGUGUUUCUUUUCCGAUGGUAUCCCUAUUUUAAUUUAUCUUUUUGGACCUACUAUAAUACUGUUCACGCUCUUUAUUACCUUUCGAUUGUACUCGUUCAUCCUUAAUUUACCCUAUUGUUCAUGAGCUUCAAAGAAUAAAAAUUAUACUGAACAUUUCACUUAUUUCCUGUAUAGUCUAUUUGUAAUGAACUCUUAUGCACUCCAGUCAAAAUUAUCCCCUCCGUUGCAAGUCCAAUACUUCAAAACACCCCGAACUACUUCUUUUGCUCGCUGCCGAUCGGCAUUCGUUCGUUUCCACUCCUCAUAAUUUUUUUUCUCUAAACUAGGAUGCUGGACAUCUUGCAAGAUGCGCAUCAUAGCCUUUCUGGAAAUUAUAGUUUGCGAACGAUCGGUAUCUUUUGCCUUUUUACCGGCUUGAAUACCAUUAUGAAUAACUUGAGUUGUAUUCAACUGAUUCCCGAUCCAUAUUAGAACAUUCGUGCUGGUAGCAAUACGGAUACCUGGAUCUACUAAUUUCGAGAAUGAAAAUUUUUUUUUGGUUGCUAAUACCUGAAACGGUUGAAACGUGUAAUUCCCAGACACUUGAUUCAAAAGUCCCAUACAUCGACCUGAGGGACCAAAUGCUCUUUUCAUCGACGUAUUAACAAUUGCGCUUUCAGGAAGGACUAAUGACGAUAAGUAUAUUGGUUCAAUAAGCAAGCUUGUUUGCGCAUUCAAAAUGGAAAGGUAUUGUUUAGAAGAAAUCUUGUCUGAACAGCUUUUGCUCCAACUGAAGGGAGCAUCAGCGCGACCAGGUUUCGUUCGUACUAUACCCAACUGGCCAAAGUCAGUUCGGCCACGCAUGGGUUGGUCUGCUAGUGAAGCCAUGUUCCAAGGUUCACUAUUUUCUAAGCUGUUUGCUAAUAGCUCCAUGCUUGCAUCACCGCAUGGGCAUUCUGAAACAUAUAGAUGGAGCUUUAAAUUUGGUUUCAAACAGAACUUUUUCUCAUUUCUCUUUUCCAAAAGCCAUGCUUUACUUGGUUCAUCGUUGUAAGAUCUGCAAUGUUCUAAUAGAAGCCUUAAAUGAGAAAACAUUAGUACCUUCCUUAAAUAAAUAAAAAUCGUACCGGUUAAAGCAUCGUAAAGCUAGUACCUCAGCAUGGCAAUCAUGUAAGACACUUCCAAAUUGAU